Molecule: messenger RNA, 2001 nt
Organism: Biomphalaria glabrata
Lineage: Eukaryota; Metazoa; Mollusca; Gastropoda; Planorbidae
Exons: 2
Coding region: 1-2001 (666 amino acids)
Biological process (GO): DNA integration
Molecular function (GO): nucleic acid binding
Source: RefSeq, a predicted model, not a curated record
AUGCAAAGAUUUCUAGAUGCUUCCAGAAAGUAUGGGAUCACAUUUAAUGAAGACAAAAGUACGAUAGCCACUGACAAAGUUUGCCUAUUGGGAUACGAAAUUUCUAAAGGCCUUCUCAAGCCAGACCCUGAAAGAUUCCAGGCUUUAAGAAACCUUCCUCCCCCUCAUGAUAUGCGCUCACAAAAACGGAUCGUGGGCAUGUUGGCGUACUACUCACAGUGGAUCCCAAAUUUUUCUAACAAAAUAAAUGUUUUGGCAAAUAACACGUCGUUCCCUCUUUCAGAAACAGUAAAGACAGCCCUUAACGAAUUAAAGCAGGAGCUGGAGAAAGCUGCCAUCUUCACCAUCGACUAUACUCGACCUCUGACGGUUGAAACAGACGCUUCGGAUGUUGCAAUAGCUGCCACCCUCAACCAGGAUGGCCGCCCCGUGGCGUUCUUUUCAAGAACACUCUCGAAAAGUGAAAGGCGGCACUCAGCUAUAGAAAAAGAAGCUUAUGCCAUUGUAGAAUCUUUAAGGAAAUGGCACCACUACUUAGUAGGAAAUCGCUUUACCCUUGUCACGGAUCAACGCUCUGUGGCCUUCAUGUAUGACAAACAGAGCAAAGGGAAAAUAAAGAAUGAGAAAAUUCAAAGGUGGAGACUGGAACUGAGGUGUUUCCACUACGAUGUCUUGUAUAGACCAGGCAAACACAAUGUAGCGGCUGAUACGUUUUCUAGAAACGGGUGUGUGUCAGCUAUGAGUCGAAAUGAAUUGAAACUGCUCCAUGACUCUCUGUGUCAUCCGGGAGUAACAAGACUAUGGCAUUUAGUGCGAGCGAAAAACUUACCUUUCUCUUGUGAAGAUGUUAGGCUGGUUGUCAACCAAUGCAGAAUCUGUGCCGAAGUAAAACCCAGAUAUUUCAGUAAUUCUAAUGGAACUCUAAUUAAGGCGAUGCAACCUUUCCAGAGACUAAGUAUGGACUUCAAAGGACCGCUCCCUUCUACAUCUCGGAACACAUACCUGCUAACUAUAGUUGACGAAUUUUCAAGAUUCCCGUUUGCAUACGCCUGUUCUGAUAUGUCGGCUUCAACAGUAAUCAGAUGUCUAGAUAAUUUAUUUGGACUAUUCGGAAUGCCUGACUAUGUACACUCUGAUAGAGGUACCUCAUUCAUGUCAAGAAAGGUGCAGGAAUUUUCACACGAGAGAGGGGUGGCCACAAGCAGGACGACCCCUUAUAAUCCCAGAGGGAACUCUCAAGUAGAAAGGCUAAACGGGUCAUUAUGGAAAGCUAUAACUCUGGCCUUAAAAACUCAAGGACUCCCGGUUUCCAAAUGGGAGCAGGCGUUAAACCAAGCCCUGCACUCUCUUCGUUCUCUGCUCUGUACCGCUACAAACGAGACACCUCACGAGAGAAUAUUCAAGUUCUAUCGCAGGUCCACCUUCGGCAAAUCACUCCCGACAUGGUUAGCUCAACCAGGAAAAGUGUUGUUAAAAAAGGGAGUCCGUGCAUCAAAAUAUGACGAUGGUACAAUAGCUGUGGACUUAAUUACAUGCAACCCACAGUAUGCCAUUGUAAGACUUCCUGAUGGAAGAGAAGAAACAGUGUCAUUGCGACAUUUGGCCCCCGUUCCAAGAGAGGGAGAAUCAGAGGUGUAUCAACAUAUGGAACAUGAAGAAUUUGAGCCGGAGACAAACCCUAUAACACAGAUGCAGGUGCCUACUGACCAUGUGACUAUAGAACCAAUGGCUGCUCCUAACACAUUUGUACAACAAGGGGAAAAUGGACAUCAAGAAGAAGUAAAUGCAGGGGCUGAGUCUCCUGUUAGAGAGCCUUCGAUGUCACCAACUCCAAGCGACGGCAGUAUUGGUCCUGGUACAGAGGCAGACGAUCUGUUCAAGGUGCAGAGGCAGACGAUCUGUUCAAGGUGCAGAGGCAGACGAUUUGUUCAAGUUACAGAGGCAGACGAUCUGUUAAAGGUGCAGAGGAAGACGAUCUGUUCAAGGUGCAUGGGCAGAUGA